Messenger RNA from Paraglomus brasilianum, 174 nucleotides. The record is from the annotation of a GenBank genome assembly. Lineage: Eukaryota; Fungi; Glomeromycota; Glomeromycetes; Paraglomerales; Paraglomeraceae.
AUGGAUAAACCACAAGUUGGUAUUGCCAGCGUGUCUGUAUAUCAAUUAUCAAUUGUAAACACGGCGAAAGUAAAAGAAGGUAUGAAAGAGGCUGGUCUUAUUGGCUAUCGUUUUAACAGCAUUGGUGUAAGCGAUGGCAUAAUUAUGGGAACUACAAGUAGUCUACAUGUUUAG